CAGACAAAAUCCCGCCAGGCACACCACAACACAUUUCGCCUACGGGCGACGCGACGACGACAUAAUGGCGGAGAAGGUCACUAAAUCUGGUCGAGUGGUCCUACCUUCGGGCGAAUCGAUCAUUCCAUCAUCGACCCGAGCAGACGGCUCCGUGCGAAAAGCGAUAAAAGUCAAGCCAGGCUACAAACCACCAGAGGAUGUCGAAGUCUACAAGAAUCGAAGUGCAGAAAGCUGGAAAAAUCGCGGGAGCGGAGGCGUGCCUGGAGCCGCUGCUGCGAACGAAGAGCAGAGCAUUCCACCACUGAAAGCUGCCGCAAACGCCAAACGACGGGAACGAGAAAAGGCGAAGAAGGCCGAAGAGGCUGCUGCGAAAGCAAAGGCUGAGGAUUCUAAGCAGCAGGAUGCUAAGAUUGCGGAGCCCGUGGACCCAGAGGCAGAAAAAGUGAAGGAGGCACGAAAGCUCGCCAAGAAGUUGCGACAGGCGAGAGAGCUGAAGGACAAGAAAGAGAGCGGCGGUGCACUGUUGCCUGAGCAGUUUGAGAAGGUGAUCAAGAUCAACGAACUGAUACGACAACUGGACAAACUGGGUUUCGACGCGGAGGGAGAGAAGAAGGGCGAAAAGAGUGAAGAUGGAGCUACCGAGCAGGACAAAGACCAGCCAGAGAAAGCAGCAGGAUGAUGAGAUUGCAAUGGGUUGACGGCCUGAUAUGGCUCCUGCUAUCGGAUGUACACCUUCAUCAGGACACCUCUUCCACGCAUGGUCUCGUACAGACCGAAUUCAGUCUCCGUCCGGAAGUUGAC
Cercospora beticola is the source of this 801-nucleotide messenger RNA. RefSeq names its product mago-binding domain-containing protein. Gene Ontology annotation, biological process: exon-exon junction complex disassembly. Gene Ontology annotation, molecular function: RNA binding. Lineage: Eukaryota; Fungi; Ascomycota; Dothideomycetes; Mycosphaerellales; Mycosphaerellaceae. Gene Ontology annotation, cellular component: cytoplasm; exon-exon junction complex. The record is from RefSeq and is a predicted model, not a curated record.